Aspergillus puulaauensis is the source of this 837-nucleotide messenger RNA. RefSeq names its product RTA1 domain-containing protein. Lineage: Eukaryota; Fungi; Ascomycota; Eurotiomycetes; Eurotiales; Aspergillaceae. Bases 1 to 837 code for a protein of 278 amino acids. The transcript has 2 exons. Gene Ontology annotation, cellular component: membrane. The record is from RefSeq and is a predicted model, not a curated record.
AUGACGGAACUCCAAACAUACAAAGGCUUCUACCUGUGGCACUACGUCCCCUCGCGCGUCGCCGCGGUGAUCUUCCUCCUCCUCUUCCUAGCCGCAACAGCAUUCCACUCGUGGAAGACCUGGAAACACAAGACCUAUUUCUGCAUCUGCUUUGCCCUCGGCUGUUUUUUCGAAUUUAUAGGCUACUGCGCGCGCACCUCCGCGCAUAAUAAGACCGGAAAAAUGAUGCCCUUCUGUAUCCAGAAUGUCUUUAUCCUGCUUGGACCCGCCCUCUUUGCAGCGUCUAUAUACAUGGUCCUCGGGCGGGUCAUCGUCGCUGUAAAGGGCGCGCGCCACUCUCUCAUCCCCGUGAAAUGGCUGACCAAGAUCUUUGUCGCGGGCGACGUAGUCUCCUUCCUCAUCCAGGGUGGCGCGGCGGGGAUGAUGGUCUCGACGGAUCUGGCGAGUUUGGGGAAUAAGCUUGUGGUGGUUGGGUUGGUGGUGCAGGUGGUGAUGUUUGGGCUGUUUGUGGUUACGGCGGUGAUCUUUCAGGUGCGGAUGAGCCGGGAUGGUGGUGCUGGGUUGGAGGUGUUCUCUGGUAAUUUUAGGUGGAGGUUCCAUCUCCGGACGCUUUAUCUUGUCAGUUUGCUGGUUAUGGUGCGGUCUGUGUUUCGCGUCGUGGAGUUUGUGAUGGGGAAUGAUGGGUAUUUGCUGCAGAACGAGUGGCCGCUGUAUGUGUUUGACGCGGCGCUGAUGGGGCUUGUGGUCGUUGUAUUUGGGAUCCGGUAUCCGAGUGAUGUUAAUCCCUAUUCGCAUGUCCAUGAAAGGGUGGCGCUGGGCGAGGUUCACCAGGUCUAG